GUUUUGUUUUUGCUUUGAGAGGAGGCAUGGGACAAGCAGGCUGAAGAGCAGACUGACUUUAAUCACAUUCAGCAGGAUCCCCACUGGCCCACAUGGGCCAACGGGAGCUGCGGCCCUCCACUCCAGCCUCUUCCCACUGGCUCCUGUUCCUGCUCAGUUGGGGUUCUUGAAUUGGUGCACAUACGUCCUGAUCCUGGGAUGUCUCGUCCUCCUCCGACUCCCGUCUACACCCUGAGGGGUGCUGGUGGGCCCCUCAACACCCUCCACUUCCACUGCAGCCAGGGAAGCACUCCUCUGCUAUUUUCUGGUUCGGGGAAAGGUGCUAUCCACAUGUAUAACUUGAACACGCGGCGGCCUGAAAGGGUCAUUGAAGGACACUCUGGAAACUCUGUGAUAUGGCUCAACACUAUUCAAUCAGAACAAAAACUAAUCAGUCAGGGACGCGACAUGCAGAUUUGCCUAUGGGAUCUCGCUGAAGGCCGGUAUGAUGUUGUGGACUCCAUCUGGACCGGUAGUGUGGGAUUUUGUCAAAGCUCAAUGUUAGAGACAAGUGCUGGGAAGUGGAUGCUGGCUUUUCCUGGAGAACAAACUGAAGAGAUCAAGAUCAUUGAGCUUCCCAGUAAGACUCUAGUCAGCACUUUGGUACCAGAUUCAAAGCUGGGCAUGGUCAUGUGCAUCAAACUGUGGCAGAGUGAUUUGGGGACUGGCCCUUUGCUGUUGGCGGGAUACGAGGAUGGAUCUGUGCUGCUGUGGGACGUAACCCAGAGGUCGAAGCUGAGCCAAGCCAAAGCCCACCCUGAGCCUGUCAUGUGUCUGACCUUUGACCCCACCCAUCUAAAGGGCAUUUCAGGCUCCUCAGACUCCAAACUGUCCUCCUGGAUAGUGGACAGCCAAAACAAUAUGCAGCUCCAGGACUCGGUGACGCUGGUUAACCCCGGAGUGUCCCAGAUGUGUCUCCGUGACGACGGUAAGCUCCUGGCGUCCGCGGGCUGGGACCAUCGCGUGCGACUGUUCGGCUGGAAGAGGUUGAAACCACUGGCCGUGCUGCAGUACCACACGGACAUGGUGCUAAGUGUGGCCUUCUCAAACCACCAGGACCCAAGACAAAGACUACUGGCCGCAGGAUCCAAGGAUCACCGUAUCAGCCUGUGGUCUGUAUACAGUGAAGGAUCUCAAGCUCAAUGAGCUCAAUUUUUCUUCUUUUUAUGGACUACUUUAGCAGAGCAACAGUUUGUAAUUUUGAUGGCAAAAAGACUUUUAUAUUAGGAAGGUUGUACAUUUUCUUAUAUAUUUCUUAUAAAUUUAUUUAUCUUGUAAUUGAGAAAGUCUUAUGCAUUUACUGUAGUCCAAUUAGUUAAACAUAAAGGUCAUGUAAUAGAUGUCUUAGUAAUUAGCAUGCUUAAUUAUAUCAAUAUAAUGACAUGUCUAUAAGUUGAUACAUGUUAAUGUUAAUACCAAAAGUCUUGUCUCCACGGGCCAGGCAUUUGAACAGUACAUGUUCUGCUCUAUAGAGGCUUUAUCUCCUGGGAUGAGUCCAAGUUAAGAAGCGUUUCAUGCUGUACAGGAAACGCAUGAGAAAUCAAAGAGCUGCUUCACCACCAUGGCCACGUACCAUUAGUGAGCAGUGGAAAGACGAGGUCCGACAGUAGACAGACUACUGUGCCUUUAGGGAUGCAUUUAAAAUCGUUACAAAACAUGUUGUAAAUAUUGAUUGGUUUCAGUCACAUAACAUUUUAGUUUUCUUGAGGAGCACAGCAACCACAGACACACAUGAGGAUGCCAUUAGCCAGAUAUUUUUUAGAUGACCCAACAAUUCAAGAAAUAAUACAUUAGGAAUAAAAUAGAUUUUUUAACCCUGUGAUUAGGCAUCUGUUUUUCCAUUGCUAAAGCUUUAUAUCUCAAGAUAAAAAGUGAGAGAUAAUGAAAGACUACAGUUAACGCUGGCUUGUGACCUAGGGACUUCUUAACAACACAGAUCCACAAAUCAUAACAAAUGCAGAACACAAAGCUCCAUGUAGCCCUGGUUCAAGUGCACGCCCAACUUACCAGAGUAGUAGCUGAGAUAGUAAUUAGAAUUAAGAAAAGCAAAUAUUUCUUUUUACAUUUUCUGUCUUGUAUUCUUAGGUUGGAAUACAAUACAUUUAAAAUUAUUUUACAGAAAUAAAUGGUACAAGGAAAAAUACUGACUAACAUCAUACACUCAUGCCAUAAAAAUAUAUAUAAAAUAAAUUGUGUUAGUUCUAGUAGUCCCACAAAAUGUGCAUUCUUUAUCAUACAAAUACUUCUUUUAAUGUCCCAAAUUAUUUUCCUUAUUCCCUACAAUGGUCCAUCCAUUUUGUCCAGUGACCUCUUUGAUGACAUCUUGCGUUUAUAAUCACUUCCUAACUCUGGUGUUAGCUUUGAACAAACAGUGGUAGCGUGAGGCAGCUUCCGUCCAUUCUCUGAUAACUCAAAUGGGCAGAGGUCUAUUGAUGCUCAUGUUGUGAGCUGAAUAGAACAGGCAGCACUGUGGCUUUACAAGUGACUGCUGGUGAGGAGAAGAUGGCAAACCUAAUAAAUCACUUCAUAAUGGAUCAUUUAGAACGUCAAUAAAUGGACAAGGAGAUCCCCAUUACAAAUCAGAGGCCACAAUGGGCGUUGGACUUCACUUAGCGCCUAAUGUGUGUCCUCCUUGAGCUUGGGUUCAAAGGUCAAGCUCGUUUUAGGACAGGUCAUAAUCCACCACUGAGCCCUUUAUCCAUCCUGCUGUGUAUUUUUUGGGGAUGAUAGCAUUUUUUCAAAUGUAUUACAAGAAAAAAUUGCGUUACACAGUGAUUUGGUAUCAGA
This is a messenger RNA of Periophthalmus magnuspinnatus, 2826 nucleotides long. It is a transcript of the gene gnb1l, whose product is annotated as guanine nucleotide binding protein (G protein), beta polypeptide 1-like. The record is from RefSeq and is a predicted model, not a curated record. Gene Ontology annotation, molecular function: protein binding. The transcript has 8 exons. The coding region runs from base 199 to 1185 and encodes 328 amino acids. NCBI's taxonomy places the organism in Eukaryota, Metazoa, Chordata, Actinopteri, Gobiiformes, Gobiidae.